AUGAACAGGAUAUUUGGCCGCGGAAAGCCGAAAGCGCCUCCUCCAAAUCUGUCCGACUGUAUCGGUAACGUGGAUGCAAGAUCAGAGUCGGUAGAAAAGAAGAUUGGCAGACUAGACGUUGAACUUGUGAAGUACAAAGAUCAGAUGAAGAAGAUGAGAGAUGGGCCCUCAAAGAACAUGGUGAAACAGAAGGCGUUGAGAGUCCUGAAGCAGAAGAGAAUGUAUGAAGGUCAACGAGAGCAGCUGGCUCAGCAGUCUUUUAACAUGGAGCAGGCAAACUACACAAUCCAGACAUUAAAGGACACUAAAACAACAGUGGAGGCCAUGAAGAUUGGUGCAAAGGAAAUGAAAAAGGCUUACAAGGAUGUAAAACUUGACCAGAUUGACGAUUUACAGGAUCAGCUGGAGGACAUGAUGGAGGACGCCAACGAGGUACAAGAGGCCCUGAGCCGCAGCUACGGCACUCCGGAGAUCGAUGAGGAUGAUCUUGAAGCAGAGCUGGACGCACUGGGUGACGAGCUGCUGCUGGACGAUGACAGCUCCUACCUGGACGAGGCCUCAGCGGACCCGUCUGUCCCCGAGGGAAUCCCCAGUGACGCCAAGACAAACAAGGAUGGCGUUUUGGUGGAUGAGUUCGGCUUGCCACAGAUUCCUGCCUCUUAAACAAGGAAUGGAUUAAAAACAACUGCACUUCAACUGAAAACACUUUUAUCUGUAGAGUAACAUUUAUACGUGCAAAACAUUUGCCCUGAGAACACUACGAGUUUGAAGCUGUGCUGAUGUUGGGUUGUGUAUUAUUACCACUACGAUGCAAGCAUGUGGCCUUGUAACAUACUGAACCUUUUGUAAAAACAUUAUUCCCCUUUUCUUCUGUCUAACACUUCUUCAUCGGUCUCGUCCAUCCCCAGUAUUACCAAGCUUAUUUUUAUUUCUCUUAUUUGUAUUCUAGUUUUGUGUUGUUCGGUCAUUACUGUUUUGUUUUUAAAAGAGUUCUCAAAAGUGGAGAUAAUUCCCACUGAGCCUGUUCAAAUGUCUGCAGGUUAUUUUAAACAUGCAAAAUAAAUGAUGUGUUUUAACUUAA
Molecule: messenger RNA, 1081 nt
Organism: Cottoperca gobio
Lineage: Eukaryota; Metazoa; Chordata; Actinopteri; Perciformes; Bovichtidae
Gene: chmp5a
Product: charged multivesicular body protein 5a
Exons: 8
Coding region: 1-663 (220 amino acids)
Biological process (GO): vesicle budding from membrane; late endosome to vacuole transport via multivesicular body sorting pathway
Cellular component (GO): multivesicular body
Source: RefSeq, a predicted model, not a curated record